GCAUACAACAGAGUGGAGCGGCGUCGGCGGCGGACCUACCCUCACUUUUAGAGCCGUUUAAAAUGCGAAUAUAAUGAAUUUUUCUUCAGUGAGUGUAGCCGGGUCUAGCUCUCAAAAUGGAGGCCAGGUUGUUGUUGACGGGAUAAGUGUUAGCCGGUAGCUUACUUUUUUUCUUUCUUUUUUUCUUGGUCAUCUGGAUCCUACAUGGAAUUUCUUUCCGUCGCUACUACUAGCAGAAUGCUGAAGAGACAAGGGGCAGCUUUGAUGAACGUUGGCUAGAAUAGAGGGACAUUUUUGUCCCCCCCGCCACAUUAAACAACAUUGUUUUAAGAGACAUUUGUUUUUUAAAAACAGAAAGAAGUUCCCCCCUCCCCUCCCUCCCUCUUCUUCUCGGUGGGACUGGUGUUAGCAGCCGCGGUUCCGGGGCUCGGGUAACAGAAAGACAAGACACACCGAGGAGACUGCUCGGCUGUCUGGCUCCAGUCGUGGCCUGGCUCCGGGCACUCCCAGCUUAUCCGCUAGCAUUGGAGCACAAGCGACAAGACUAAGGCAAAGACAGCGAAGGUGGACUUGUUCUGCUGCACAUAGACCCGCGUCUCUGGAUAACUAUACACGUUUUUUUUAACACAGGAUAAACCCCUUCAUCUCACGCACGGCGUCUCCUAAAACAAUGGCGUCUUAUGUGGAUAACAGCUUUCGGCAGGCUGUGAUGAUGAAUCCGGCUGAAAGGACGCAACAGGACCUGGAGAUCGUCUACUCUUAUCUCCACGGCAUGGAGGCCUUGUCCAACCUCCGCGAGCAUCAGCUGAGGAUAAUGUGCGAGACGGUUCGUUAUGAGAGACACGAGGCCAACGAAGUGCUAUACUACCCUGAUGACAUUGGGAGCUGCUGGUACAUCCUGCUGUCAGGCUCCGUCUUCAUUAAGGAGUCCAUGUUCCUGCCCAGAAGCAGUUUUGGGAAGCGAUCAGCAGGCAGCCUGCGCCGUGGAUGUGAGUGCAUCGUACUGGAACCAUCAGAGAUGAUUGUGGUGGACUAUAUGGAUGAAAAUGAGGAAUACUUUCAGCGACAAGCCUCGCACAGACAGUCCCGCCGGCGCUUUCGGAAGAUCAACCAGAAAGGCGAGAGGCAGACGAUCAUCGACACAGUGGAUCCGUACCCCACAGGGAAGCCUCCCAUAGCCCGGGGAUACCACACGCUCCCCGCCGACUUCAGCAGACUUCACCUGGCCGACGGCUUGCACCCACAGGUGACCCACGUCUCCUCCAGCCACUCAGGAUGUAGUAUCACCAGCGACUCUGGAAGCAGCAGCCUGUCAGACAUUUACCAGGCCACAGAGAACGAACCGGGUGACAUGGACCUGAGUGGCCUCCCGGAGACCGCCGUCGACUCUGAGGAGGACGACGAUGAAGAGGACAUCGAGCGAGCGUCGGAUCCCCUCAUGAGCCGGGACAUUGUGCGAGAUUGCCUGGAGAAGGACCCGAUGGACAGAACCGAUGAUGACAUCGAGCAAUUACUGGAGUUCAUGCAUCAACUGCCGGCGUUUGCAAACAUGACCAUGUCAGUGAGGAGGGAACUCUGCGCCGUCAUGGUUUUUGCUGUGGUGGAACGCGCCGGCACCAUCGUUCUGAAUGAUGGAGAGGAGUUGGACUCCUGGUCGGUGAUUCUGAAUGGUUCGGUGGAAGUGACGUACCCGGACAACCGGACUGAGAUCCUGUGCAUGGGGAACAGCUUUGGGGUGUCUCCAACCAUGGAAAAGGAAUACAUGAAGGGUGUGAUGAAGACCAAGGUGGAUGACUGCCAGUUUGUGUGCAUAGCCCAGCAGGACUACUGCUGCAUCCUCAACCAGGUGGAGAAGAACAUGCAGAAGGUGGAGGAGGAAGGUGAAAUUGUGAUGGUGAAGGAGCACCGUGAACUGGACCGCACUGGCACCAGGAAAGGACACAUCGUCAUCAAGGGCACAUCGGAGCGUCUCACCAUGCACCUAGUGGAGGAGCACUCAGUGGUGGACCCCACAUACAUAGAGGACUUCCUCUUGACCUACAGGACCUUCCUCUCCAGCCCCAUGGUCGUGGGCAAGAAGCUGCUGGAGUGGUUCCACGACCCCAGUCUCAGGGACAAGGUUACACGGGUAGUCUUGCUGUGGGUAAAUAAUCACUUUAACGACUUUGAGGGUGACCCUGCUAUGACUCACUUUCUGGAGGAGUUUGAGAACAAUCUGGAGAAAGAAGUAAGUGUUAAUAAAAUGUGUGGGCAUCUUAGACUGUUAAAUAUUGCGUGUGCUGCUAAAGCCAAGCCGCGGCUGGUGACACUGACCAAGCCGUCCAGAGACUCUCCGCUGGCGUUCAGCCUGCUCGGAGGUCAGGAGAAAGGUUUCCGCAUCUUUAUCGAUGCCGUGGAGCCUGGGAGCAAAGCAGCGGAAGUCGGCCUUAAGCGUGGAGAUCAGAUCUUAGAGGUCAAUGGGCAGAACUUUGAGAAUGUCCAGCUCAGCAAAGCCAAUGAGAUUCUGAAGAACAACACCCACUUGUCAAUAACUGUGAAAACAAACCUUUUAGUGUUCAAAGAACUCCUUUUGAAGCCUGACCACGACCACGACCUGGACGGCGAGGAGGAGCACGACCGAAAGAACGGAGCGCCUCACCUUCCAAAGAUUGGCGACAUCAAGAAGGCCAGCCGCUACUCCAUCCCUGACCUGGCGGUGGACGUGGAGCAGGUGAUGGGCCUGGAGAAGGUCAGCAAGAAAGCCAAGUCCAACUCGGUGGGAGGACGCAACAAGCUGAAGAAGAUCUUCGACAAGACGAUCACCAGCAUCCUGCCUCCUAAACCAUACAAUGACGUUUGCGUGGGCCAAUCACAGGACGACAGCAUUGUGGGCAUGAAACAGUCCAAACAGAUCCCACCAGCUCUGCCCGUCAGCGGGAACCUCUCAUCGUCGAACCCAGACCUCCUGCAGUCUCACCAUCGCAUCCUUGACUUCAACAACCAGCCAGUUCCAGUCGUACCAAACAUGUCUGACCAGGUGCUGAGGGUCUUCAAGGCUGACCAGCAGUCUCGGUACAUCAUGAUCGGGAAGGACACGACGGCUAAGGAGGUGGUCGCCCAGGCCAUCAGGGAGUUCGCCCUGACUGCGGCGCCAGAGGCUUAUUCACUGUGUGAGGUGUCUGUCACGCCAGAGGGCGUCAUCAAGCAGAGGCGACUACCAGACCAGCUCUCCAAACUGGCUGACAGAAUUCAGCUGAGCGGAAGAUACUACCUAAAGAGCAACAUGGAGACGGAGACGCUAUGUUCAGACGAGGACGCCCAGGACCUCCUCCGAGAAGGCCAGAUCUCCCUGUUGCAGCUCAGUACGGUGGAGGUGGCCACGCAGCUCUCCAUGCGGGCUUUUGAACUCUUCUGCGCCAUCGAACCCACUGAAUACAUCGACGACCUGUUCAAGCUCCGCUCAAAGACGGGCUCGGCCAGUCUGAAGCGCUUCGAGGAGGCCAUCAAUCACGAGACGUUCUGGGUGGCCACGGAGGUGACGCGCGAGCCCAACCAGCUCAAACGCAUGAAGACGGUCAAGCACUUCAUCAAGAUCGCCCUGCACUGCCGCGAGUGCAAGAACUUCAGCUCCAUGUUUGCCAUCAUCAGCGGUCUGAACUUGGCUCCAGUCUCCAGACUGAGGGGAACGUGGGAGAAGCUGCCGAGCAAGUACGAGAAGCUGUUCGGGGACCUGCAGGACCUCUUCGACCCUUCCAGAAAUAUGGCCAAGUACAGGAACGUCCUCAACAAUCAAAACCUCCAGCCACCAAUUAUCCCUCUGUUCCCCGUCAUCAAGAAGGACCUCACCUUCCUACACGAAGGCAAUGACUCUAAAGUGGACGGCCUGGUCAACUUUGAGAAACUGAGGAUGAUUGCCAAAGAAAUUCGCCACGUCGGUCGCAUGGCGUCAGUGAAUAUGGACCCAGCUCUCAUGUUCCGGACCAGGAAGAAGAAAUGGAGAAGUUUAGGGUCUCUAAGCCAGGGUAGUGCCAACGCGACGGUGCUCGACGUCACGCAGACAGGGGGCCACAAGAAGCGGGUGCGUCGCAGCUCCUUCCUGAACGCCAAAAAGCUUUACGAGGACGCCCAGAUGGCCAGAAAGGUCAAACAGUACUUGUCCAACCUCAGCCUGGAGACGAACGAGGAGAGUCUGCAGACGCUGUCGCUGCAGUGUGAGCCCUCCAUCAGUACGCUGCCGAAGAAUGCUGGUGGGAAACGGCCGGACACGUCCCCAGUCGUGUCUCGGGCUGCCAGUCAGCAGAGGGGGCAGCUGGCCAAAGGAAACCAGGCCCUCCAGGUCCCCGCCGUGGCACUUUACCCAUCCCGGAAGAAAGUUCCGGUCAAAGAUCUGCCGCCUUUUGGCACCAGCUCCCCACAGUCUCUGAAGAAGAUUCUGUCGCUGUCGGAGGAAGGGAGCGACCGGCAUCGGAGGCAGCCAGAGGACACAGUGUCCAACGCCUCCUCCCAGCUCUCCUCCCCUCCCACCUCCCCCCAGAGCUCGCCCAAGAAGGGUUACAACAGGAUGGGAGACGCCUACUCAGACUCUGGUCACAGUGAGAUCUCGUCUCGCUCCAGCCUCGUCAGUAACUCCUCCUUCGACAUGGCCCAGGAGGAGAGGAGACUCCGCCACUCGGGAGGAGUCGGGGAAUCUCACAUCGGGGGAACGCGGCUCGAACGAAGAGCCACCACUGAUCCUGACCAGUACAGCCUUGGGUCGUAUUCGUCGAUGCAGGACUGUCGGGGUAUCUAUGCCGGCUGCCCCACGGUGCUCUCCUCGCCCAGUUCAGAGGAGCUAACUCAGGAUCAGGGCGAUCGGGUUUCCCUCGAUGCCGCCGACAGCGGCCGCGGAUCCUGGACUUCCUGCUCCUCUGGUUCCCACGACAACAUUCAGACAAUGCAGCAGGGACGUAGCUGGGAGACUCUGGCUUUCGGUGGAGGCGGCAUCGGAGGCCUCCCGCCCGGUGGACCGGAGGCAUUUUUAGGAGGACCCGCUGCUCUGUGGGCAGCGCAGGCCAGAGGCAGCUGGGCGUCCGCCAGCUCCUCCUCGUCCUCGGCCGCGUACUGGGGCGAGGACUCCGAGGGCGACACUGGCACCAUCAAGAGGAGAGGAGGGAAGGACGUCAACGCCGACCCAGAGACCAGUAGCAUCACAUCGACUGGGUCGGAGGAGGCCAAACAGCUGGGCCGGCCGUCUCCGUCGCCCAUCACAGCCGGGGGUAAAGGCCUCAUUUCGCGGAAAGAAAGCCGUUACCGCGAGCCUCCCCCGACCCCCCCAGGCUACACCGCCCUGACCAUCUCUGACCUCGCCGAAGGACAACACCCGGCGCCGAACGCCCCCACGCCCACGUCGACGCACUCGGGCCGCCGGCCGCCCGACUACACCACGGCGCUGCAGCGCUCCCGCAUGGUCACGCAGUCGCCCGACUCUCACCAGGCCCACCAGGGGGCGAAGCAGAGGUCGGGCGGCCUCCACCGCACUCGCUCACCGGCCGAGGACCAAGAGCCCGAUGAUGAAGAGGAGGGUGAGUCCUUGUCUUCCAAACUAGUCGCUCUGAGGAAGCCAAAGCCAGUGGCACGGCAUACACCCGAGACUCCCAGACCCUGAGAGUGUGUGUGCGGGGGUAAACAGGCAGGGCCCCUCCCUCAAAGGCAGAGGACGAGCAGGUGUCGGCAGUGUGAGCGAGCGAGGGACGGACGGCGGUCGCGACGUCCUCUCGCUGUAACUUGAAGUCUGCCUGUGUUCAUGGCGCUGAAGAAGAAACAAGGACUCAUCGUCAGUUAGAUACGUGCCUGCCUCCCUCCUCCACAGGUUCUCCCUCCUGGUCAGUGGGUUCCUCUGCUCGUCUCCCUCUCCCCUGCCUUAAAGCAUCAUGGGGGGUUGAAAGACCCUGCAUGCAAAAAAAUACUGUGAAGAAGAAGAAGAAGAAGAGGAGGAGGAGGACGGAGAUGGAGAGGAGGUCAAAGACGAUGUCUGGCACUUUGGAGAAAAGACGCGUUCACACAGAAAAAACACAUUUUGACGUCGCUGUUAGAAACGGGACCGGCUCCUUAAGACCUGGACCCAUUGACACAAACCCCGCCCCCUCCACCCCAAACCCCCACCUGUUAACGACAACAUGACGUGUUGAGCUUCAUCUGCACUUUUUUUCUCAUUUUCUACUUUCUAAAAAAAACAAAAACAGAACAAAGAACUCAAACCCGACGGAGAGAGAAAACUACGUGACUUCCUUCUAGAUUUCAUUAUUUCUUCUUUUUUUUUUUUUACAUUUCUUUGACUGAUUGCACUCCGGGAGCCGAAAAGAAAAAAAAAGAAGAGAGAAAUUAAGUUAUAAUAAACCUUAAAUCUUACAUUUCUCUGCCUGGACUGAAGAAGAAGACAAAAAAAACAUCUGUUGUUGAGUGUUCAAACUCAAAAAAAUCCAGUAUUAUCCACACGUGGAAUCUUAUUAAAGUUCGGAGGAGAGUAAACACACACACACACACACAGAGACAAAGCACUUUCAGCACAAUCCCAGAUGUUGCCAGAUGUUUUGACCUGGACACCAGGGUAUGACUGAAUCAUGUCACGUCGCCUCGGAGCGUGUCCGGUCAUUCCAUCAUCAUCAUCAUCAUCAUCCUCCUCAUCCUCGUCAUCAGACUGUGGUUAUGCUGUUACAUUGGGAGUGAACUGUUUGGUUUUUAAUCAACAACAAAAAAAAGCACAUGACGUCAACGACGGCGGCGUCUCGUGAGGUCGACUGGAGGAGGAGGAGGAGGAGGAGACUCCGCCCUCGCCGGCCAGAUUCAAAGCUUCUGACGGACGCGGACGCCGCUGGGAAUCUGCAUCGCUCGUGGGUCAAAGGUCAAACUGUUCUCUGAGGUUAGAAAAGUGGCCUCUCGUCCCCUUUUUUAGAAACCAGGGUAUUAAACGUCCACAGACGUCGGACAGAAGCUGCGUACGUGUGUUCAGCUGUAAAGUUUUUUACAAACAAUCUUGUACAGAGUCUUAGGGGCCGACACACACACACACACAAGAGCGAGUUUAUCUAUCUUUAGGAGAAUCUGCAAAAGGUUUCUUAUCAUAUCGGCUUUGUUUUCAUGUCAGGAGAACGAUGAUAUCAGAGUCCCACCUCUCUAAUCCUCAACAGACGUCAUUCUUCUCCUUCUUCUCCUUCUCCUUGUGUUUUGUACACAUUCUGUUUGGCAUAUGAAAGAGAGAGGAAAAGAUCACAAAGGGAGAGUUGUGUUUCCAUGUGGAUAAGGCCUUAAAUAACACACGUACACACUUCCCUUCAAAAUAAAAAAGCAUCCACAAAUGAUCCGAUUGGAAAUCCACCUCCUGAAACGUGAACGCGUCGCGUCGAAUGUGGAAAAAAGCGCCUUACGGUGACGCGUACGUGAUCGCAUCCUCACACGGGAGCGCGAGGGAAAAAUGCCUUAUUCAAGAUACUCCCCUCCAUGUUUUUGUUUAUUAAGACUCAAGUACAAGAUCUAAAGAUAUACCGUUACAUGAGGGGGGCCACCACCGCCCUGUGUUAAGCCCCCCCCCCCCCCACCACAUCUCUUCUUCCUCUGCUGUCAUGUGACCACGAACUCUCACAUGUGACAUCAGCAGUCUGUAUAUCGCUCACACUUGUGCAUCCAGCUUUUCCAGCAUAUCUCCAUCAGUGGAAGUGACUAAAUAUUUAAUUUCUUUUCUUUUUUUAAAUGACUCCGGUGGGGAAGCUGACGAAUGAAGAAACUUUUUUGUUUGUUUUUUGUUUUCACGGCUGCCAAUCAGACUGAUUUUCUUCUCCCUUCUGUCACUGAUUGAUUCGCACUGAUCACAUUGAUCAGUCUCGGAAACUACGGACUGAAGAGAAGACGAUGAACGAGCGCAGUGUUUUUCCCACUGUGACGACAUGUUAAAUGAUUCUUGGAGGGGCGGGG
Molecule: messenger RNA, 7926 nt
Organism: Solea solea (common sole)
Lineage: Eukaryota; Metazoa; Chordata; Actinopteri; Pleuronectiformes; Soleidae
Gene: rapgef2b
Product: Rap guanine nucleotide exchange factor 2b
Exons: 30
Coding region: 671-5623 (1650 amino acids)
Biological process (GO): positive regulation of ERK1 and ERK2 cascade; small GTPase-mediated signal transduction
Molecular function (GO): protein binding; guanyl-nucleotide exchange factor activity
Source: RefSeq, a predicted model, not a curated record